CGGUCCUCGACCUGUCGAUCACGUGCCCCGCCCCCUGUUAUCUCUUGACAUGACCUCGAAACUCCUCCACGAGCGCUGUAUUUUCUGCCACCAGUCUUAAUUCGCAGUAUCCUUUUAGAGAUCAGUGCGGUCGUCUAGCAAUUGCGAUUCUUAUCCCAAGCGUGUUCCCUUUAACGCUAUGCCGUUUCUUUGGUCGCAAUCGUCUGGUCGGUCGUCUGCAUUGACCUGCUGAAGCUCCCCGACUAUCCCCCGGUCUUGGCUGAACGCCUCCAGUCGACUUCUUUGACCACGUCGCCUCCUUUCCUUUCACGAAAUUGACGCUUCGGAUUGACCUGACAUUGGUGCUAAGGCGCCGAUUUCACGACUAAGGGACAAUGUCAACGGGGACACCCGUGUCCAGUGCGGAUGCCAAUCCCCCCGCCUCCAGGGCAGGACAUGGACACAGUCGCAGCCGUGGCCAUUCGCGAUCAACACGCUACUCGCAGGUCCCUAACCCUAUUGCCGUGCCUUCGCCAUUGCCUCCGGUUCAACCGCAGUCUCCGCAGCCCGUAGUUGGUACCGCAUACUCCAACAGCCAUGCUUCGCAUCCAUCAUGGCAUGGCCACCAUCAUUCCCGUUCACAAAGCUCCGUGCAUUACGACCAGUGGACGCCUUCCCCGGUGACUACUGUAUUUGAAGAUCAUCGAAUGGAACCAAAUCAUGAGCCGGACACACCAGCUUUGUUAGUUGAGCCUGAAACGAGCAGGGGUAAUGAGAUUUUGACAGGUUUCCUUAUCGCCCUUCCUUGGAUCGCUCUAUCCUGGUUCUCUACGCAAUACGCACAGUCAACGACACUCGAGUCACCAGUCGACGAUGUUGAUGAGAUAACGGCCAGCGCAUACUUGGAGGGAAUUGGAAGCAAGGCCUGUGCUUUAACGGCUGGUAUAUUAGUGCUAUUGGGGUGCGGUGAAGCAGCUCGGAAGGGUCAGGAAUUGUCAAUCGCCGCAUUACCCAAGCUCAGCGGCAGCAUUGCCAGCAGCGCAUUCAUACGAGCAUGCUCCAUUGGCCUACCAGUCUAUGCAGGAUUGGGAAUUGGCGGAUUCCUUGUCGCAUUUGCGCUAUCCCUCGCAUUCGCAUCCGGUAUCCCAACGGUCGCUUCGAACAGCUUGCAAGAGCGGUUUGGACAGAAGAAGCUUACUAUCGGUCUCCUGGCAAUCGUAGUUCUCUUCAACUUGUUUGGAACGGGCUCGAGUCUGGAUGAGCAGCCAUUCAUGGGCUAUGUGGCUUUGCUUGUCGCUGUUUUCGUCAUUCGCCCGCCAUUUGCUGUCGAUCUCCCGGGAUCUACUUCCGAAAUUACCCCCGAUCCACUAUCCCCAAGAAAGUCUUCUGAAGCGGGUUUACCAUCGGACACUCUCUCGGACAAUGCCCUGGUAAACCUGCUUUCCGGAGUAUUACUGGCGCUGGCAACAGUGAUCGUCUCCGGCAUACCGUCUCCAGGAGGGAUAGAUCUGAUUUACUUUGGACUUACCACAGGCGCGUUCGCUGUGUCUUUCUUAUACUCGUCGUCCUCUGGCAUACGGUCUCCGCAGAAGCUUGGGCAUGCCGUCGGAGCAGGCGCCGCAUCAUUGUUCUGUUCGCCAUCUUUCCAAAAUGACCUCUUUACCGUCUACGUUUCGCGUUGUGUCAUAGCUGCAGUGUCUGUUCUUACAGCUCGGUUCGAUGAUAGACACUUACGACUUGAGGCGCAUUCGCACAAUCACACCCACCAUCACCACCAUCAUGGGCACUCGCAUUCCCACAAGGAGCCUUCGAGGGUGACUAAAACAAUUCUUCAUUUUUGCGAGCCGUAUCCUCUUUUGUACAGCAUCCUCAAAGAACGCGACUCUCGUCGAAUCUUCUACUUCAUGACUUUGAAUUUCGGUUUCAUGAUGGUUCAGCUGUCUUACGGCUUUUUGACUGGGUCUCUGGGACUUCUGAGUGAUAGCAUCCACAUGUUCUUCGAUUGUCUUGCGCUUGUCGUUGGUCUCUGUGCCGCCGUCAUGAGUAAAUGGCCACCGAACUCGAGGUUUCCUUAUGGAUACGGAAAAGUGGACACUCUGUCCGGCUUUGCCAAUGGUAUCUUUCUCAUGAUCAUCAGUAUUGAGAUCAUCUACGAAGCAGUAGAACGAUUGUCCUCUGGUAGUCAGAUGCACCGAAUCGGUGAACUUCUAGUGGUCAGUUUUGCUGGCCUUCUCGUCAACUUGGUCGGUAUCAUGGCGUUUGAGCACGGACACGCACAUCAUGGACAUGACCACGGCCAUGGACAUUCUCACGGGAACGAGAACAUGCAUGGUAUCUUCCUCCAUAUUCUCGCUGAUACCCUUGGUUCAGUGGCCGUGGUGAUAUCGACCAUUCUCGUGCAUUACUCCGGCUGGGCAGGAUACGAUCCCAUCGCGUCCUGUUUAAUCGCCAUAUUAAUCUUUGCGUCGGCGGUCCCUCUGGUUACUAGUACUGCCAAAUCACUACUCCUUACCCUUCCGGCGGACGUGGAAUACAACCUCCGUGAUACCCUUGGUGGCGUUAGUGAUCUACGGGGUGUCGUGGGGUACACUGUGCCCAAAUUCUGGCUGGACGAUACCAAUGCUUCUGGCGAUGACCACGGCCACCAUCACCAUGAUCAUGAUCAUGGACAUAGUCAUAGCCACAGUCACAGCCACAGCCAUAGUCAUGAUCACGGUCACGAUCAUGGUCAUGGUCAUAGCCAUAGCCAUAGCCAUCAUAGCCAUUGUGCCGAUCACGACCACCACGACCACCACGACCACGACCAUGACCACGACCAUGACAGCCACAACCCGCACGUCUUAGGUGUGAUUCACGUUAUUGCAUCACGAGGAGCAGAUCUUGAAGAUGUACGGCAACGGACUAUUGACUUUCUACGAGAAAAGAACAUGGACGUUACGGUUCAGGUUGAGCGGGAAGGAGAUGGGCAUUGCUGGUGCGGAGGAGGGAACAAAAAUCCUUAGCGAGCUCUCUUAGUAACCUGCCUUAUUUCCCAUCAAUCAUUCGAAAUGUACGAUAUAUAUUUUUAUAAGAAAUGAUGCGUAUAUAGUGUUGACAACUUCAUGCCGGCCCAUGUAAAUAUCACCGGAAUCUGCGAUGCCGCUCCACAUCCUGAUUCUUGUUUUGUGAUCACCUUUAUACGUGUAAGAAGCAUCCUGUAUUCGAUGAUACGAAAGUGAAAAAAUUAUGUUGGUG
Molecule: messenger RNA, 3213 nt
Organism: Aspergillus glaucus CBS 516.65
Lineage: Eukaryota; Fungi; Ascomycota; Eurotiomycetes; Eurotiales; Aspergillaceae
Product: metal cation transporter MSC2
Exons: 4
Coding region: 375-2981 (868 amino acids)
Biological process (GO): intracellular zinc ion homeostasis; zinc ion transport; transmembrane transport
Cellular component (GO): membrane; Golgi apparatus
Molecular function (GO): zinc ion transmembrane transporter activity
Source: RefSeq, a predicted model, not a curated record